Molecule: messenger RNA, 1305 nt
Organism: Penicillium alfredii
Lineage: Eukaryota; Fungi; Ascomycota; Eurotiomycetes; Eurotiales; Aspergillaceae
Product: mitochondrial 37S ribosomal protein uS4m
Exons: 3
Coding region: 1-1305 (434 amino acids)
Biological process (GO): positive regulation of translational fidelity
Cellular component (GO): mitochondrial small ribosomal subunit
Molecular function (GO): rRNA binding; structural constituent of ribosome
Source: RefSeq, a predicted model, not a curated record
AUGAGGAACAGGGCCAGCAACAGCCUGUCCCGAGGAAAAAUCCGUCAAUCAUGGAGCAAAUACAACCUAUUUAACCUGCAUCGAUACCGUGUGCCAUUCAACCACAAUCGCAGUUUCUUCCAGCAAAAAUGGACUGCCAAGGCAACUGCUCGCGCCUACCACGGCGAGCAGGUUCGCGAAAGUCAAUGGAAGCGCAUGUUCUCCCACCGUAUUCGCAGUGUUAUCCCGAUGAACCCCCUCCAUCUUGCCGCAGACGAUGGCUCCCGGGCAUCUGCGGGUCGAGGUUCAGGCCUCGAGGGUGAUGCCAAACAGCCGCAAAUCACGCCCUACACGCAAAUGGCUUUCGCUCCCCUAGAGCGACGUUUGGAUGUCGCAAUCUUCCGGGCUAUGUUUGCCAGCAGUGCGAGACAAGCGAGACAGUUUGUCAUUCAUGGCGCAGUUACGGUGAAUGGACAGAAGAUGCGACAUCCCAGCUACUUGCUCAACCCGGGCGAUCUUUUCCAGGUUGAUCCGGAACGGGUCAUGUUUGCCACGGGCGCUCCCAAAAAUAAAUAUGAACGGCGCGAGUCCCGGCAGCUGAAACAGAAGGACGCAGCCGAAGAAACAGUGAACCCCGAGGCAGAAGAGAAAGUGGGGAAAGUGGAAAAAGCGGACGCGAAGGAGAGCUCCCGGGACAACCUUCAGGCGCUGGUGGUCCAAGCCAAGUCUAUUCUGUCCCGUGGAAAGAAUCAGCUUCCCGCUAAACGCAAGCAGGAGCUGCGCGGGUUCCAAAAGGCUGUGCGCCGGGUGUUGUCUCGCUCCGAUAGGAGCACCAUUCUCACUGACAGUCUGGAAGCCCAGUUCUCGGAGCUCACGUUACUCUUGAAGACGAAGCAGGCUGAGCCGAAAGAUUCCAAGGCUGAGAAGCCCGUGCCACGGCCUUCCGAGGUGGAAGAAAACGAGGCCGUGCCCGGAGAGGUGGAGGAGGAACCCUUUGCGAGCGAUAAGCUCUCCGAGGCCUUCCAGCAGGCUGCCCAAGGCGAGGAAGUUGACUCCUCGGGGCUGACGAAACAUGAGACCUUCGCCCUCAAGCGCGCUCUUGCUCAAAUGCACGACAACCCUCUCGACAGCACCAAGCCCUACGCCACUCCCUGGCAGCCUCGUGAAUACAUGUCCGCAUUUGCCUUCAUCCCGCGCUAUCUCGAGGUCAACCAGAACAUUUGCGCAGCCGUGUAUCUACGACACCCUGUUGCCCGACCCGGGCUUGCCGAAGUGCCACCCCCUUUGGCGACGAGGUCAGCACCCCGGCCUACGGCUGGUACCUGA